ACGUAAUCGCAUGUCUCCGAUAGUUUAACUUUCAAUGUUGUCUAACAUUCAAUUCAACGAACUUGUAUUUACUUAUUAUUUGUUUUCCGACUCCAUUUCUUUCGCCGAAUUGUGUACACGUGUAACCAAUUGACAUGACCGCGCCGAAAUCGCACUUUCGAAAUUGGCGAUAAGCUAUGGCGCCCCAGAAGCGCAAGAGACUCCAGGACGAACCGCCCCCGCGCCGCACGACUAGGCGACACCCCGAUGAGCCGGAACGUUUGCUUAGGAGCGGGCGCGUACGCGCUGAUGCGAUUGAGAAACAUAAUGCCGUGCGCGCGGAACCACCUGUGAUUAAGAGCGUUGAGAUUGACGCGUCGAAGGCGCCGAGACGACCUGGUAGACCGCCGACGAAGAGAGUGGUCGAGGAAAAGGUUUUGAAGGAGAAUAUACGGCCUUCUGGCUUCGACUACGUCAAUGACGAUGACGAGGAAGAGAUUGAGGAGGUUGAGCUGUUGAAACAUACACCAUCGCCUACACCGCCACCACCACCCUCGGCGCGAACGAGUACAAGCGCCGAGCCGACGCAGACGAAAGUGCUGAAGUCGUCGCUGCAAUUGCAACAGUCUCGUACGACACAAGUUUCCUCGACAGACAAGCUCGUGACCCCGAAACGAACCCCCUCUUCUACGGAUAAACUGUCCAAACCACCGCCGACGCCGCGUUCAGACCGCAAUAUCGAUAAAGUCGUAUUAGGCGAUAUCUGCUUCAAGGCGUGGUACCCAUCGUACUAUGGCAAGGAAGUGCUUGGCGACAUAUCGAACUCUAAUACAAAUGCGGGCGGCAAAGAUAGGCCGGGUGGGAAAGAUAGAGAGGGUGGGGGGAAGAUUGGCGGCAGGAUUGGAGGCGGGAAGAGGAAUCCGCCGCCUAUGCUUGAGAGGCUUUAUGUGUGUCCGUGUUGCUUUAAGUAUAGUCGUGAGUUAGUCAUGUGGUGGGAACAUGUUAGGGCUUGUGAGCGUACGUUUGGGAUGCCGGGGACGAAGGUUUACACGCAUCCUAAGGGGAGGAGGACGGUUAAGGAGGCUGGGGUUGGGGUUGUGGGUGAGGGUGUAGAGAAGGUGAAGGGGAGGGGGAGGAAGAGGAGUGAUGCGGAUGCGACUGCGAGUGUGAAUGUGGAGAAAGUGGUUGUUGAUGAGGGCGAGUGGAGUGUGUGGGAGGUUGAUGGGGAGAAAGAUAGGUUAUUCUGCCAGAACCUGUCCCUGUUCGCGAAGUUAUUCCUAGAUAACAAAUCGGUCUUCUUCGACGUUACGGGGUUUAACUACUUUCUCCUCGUCUAUACCCCUCCACAGCCAUCCGACACGCAAUUGCCUCCGCUCGCAAACAUAGACUUAAACGAGUCCCCUCCUCAACACCAACCUUAUCUUUCCCCGACCAACAAUCCCUCCGAUCCAGAUAAACCACAUUCGCCCGAAAGUAGACCACAGGUGGUUGGCUUCUUCUCGAAGGAAAAGCUUAGCUGGGAUAAUAACAAUCUGGCAUGCAUACUGGUCUUCCCACCGUGGCAGCGCAAGGGGCUCGGCGCCCUGCUCAUGGGCGUCUCGUACGAGAUCUCCCGUCGCGAGGGCAUACUCGGUGGCCCUGAAAAGCCGAUAUCGGAGCUCGGGAGGAAAGGAUAUAAGAGGUUCUGGGCGGGCGAGAUCGCGAGAUGGUUAUUGGGACUUGACUUAUCUCAGCCCCAGAAAAGGGGCGAGGAAGGAGAGGAAGACACAGUCGAGAAGGAAGAGAGUGGAAUAAAUGAAGAGGGAAAAGAAGGGGAAUAUUUAAUCAGCAUCGACCAGUGCUCUAAGGCUACUUGGAUCGUACCUGAGGACUGCCUUGCUGUUCUUAAGGAAAUGGGCGUUGUCGAAGACGCGGGUCCAGGCCUUGCUGAGGUGGAAGUCGAUACCGCCGCGAACCACGGGAAUAUCUCUAGUGACGAGGAGGGCGACGCCGAAGUCAAGGAAGUUAAGACGGUGUCAAGAGUCAGACUCGACAAAGAAGCUGUCCGGCGCUGGGUUGAUGCCAAUAAGAUCGACCUUACGCGGGCAUGUGAUCCGGACGGGUUUAUCGAGGGGUAUGCCAUUGGUAAAAUCGAGGAUGAGGAGGUGGAUGAAGCAUAAACAUAGGGGAGAGAUGUCAUUGAGAUAUGGUGAUAGAUACUGCUGAGAUACCCUGAUACCCUUGUUGCCUUACACUUGAGCGGUUUGAUUUGCUUGAUGCCUAUGAAAGUUAAAUUUAAUAAUUAGUGAAGCUUUUUUACUCGUGUAUGGUGCUUGGC
This is a messenger RNA of Annulohypoxylon maeteangense, 2296 nucleotides long. Its product is annotated as acyl-CoA N-acyltransferase. The record is from RefSeq and is a predicted model, not a curated record. The transcript is spliced from 2 exons. Gene Ontology annotation, biological process: regulation of DNA-templated transcription. Gene Ontology annotation, molecular function: histone acetyltransferase activity. The coding region runs from base 177 to 2138 and encodes 653 amino acids. NCBI's taxonomy places the organism in Eukaryota, Fungi, Ascomycota, Sordariomycetes, Xylariales, Hypoxylaceae.